This is a messenger RNA of Erpetoichthys calabaricus (reedfish), 3309 nucleotides long. RefSeq names its product aminopeptidase Q-like. Gene Ontology annotation, molecular function: peptide binding; metalloaminopeptidase activity; zinc ion binding. NCBI's taxonomy places the organism in Eukaryota, Metazoa, Chordata, Cladistia, Polypteriformes, Polypteridae. The record is from RefSeq and is a predicted model, not a curated record. Gene Ontology annotation, biological process: proteolysis; peptide catabolic process. The transcript is spliced from 20 exons. The coding region runs from base 150 to 3053 and encodes 967 amino acids. Gene Ontology annotation, cellular component: cytoplasm.
CGCGAGCGUUUCAAACAUUUGAGUCUGGUUGGCAGCACACAGCACAGCCCACAGCUCAUCACAUCUAGACGAAUAUAAAUCGCACCUCCAAGUGACUCGCAAUUUUUUUUUAAUCUGGCAUCUCACUGGAGGAGUUCAAAUCCUACACUAUGGGCAACAAAUCCGGUUCUGGCUUUUAUCUUAGUAAAUCAACUGUGGCUUUCUUCACGCUUCUUUUUGCUGCUUUAUUUAUCGCUUUUACAGUUUUUGCCGUUCUGUACCUUCGAUCGAGGACCGGAUUUUGCAAUUUUGCUGAGGAGGAAGAAAGCGACAAAGUAAAGCCGCUUAACUGCACUGUAGUGCCGACACCUGGGCGCCAAGGAAUCUGGGACCACUACCGACUCCCUACUUCACUCGUCCCCAUAAAUUACCAGCUUGUACUGUGGCCUCGGUUCCACCCGGAAAGCCCAGAGUCCACAUUUACGGGUGACGUGAACAUCACCUUUCAGUGUAAGAAUGCAACAGAUGUGAUCUUACUGCACAGUGAACAGAUCGAGGUUACAGUUGUGGAGCUGGUAAGGUUCGAAAUAGGAACGGAGGCUCCCCAAAUUCUGGAAGUGUGGAGAUCUAGUCUUUACUCCUAUCUGGUUAUCAACCUGAAUGAAACUCUUACCGAAAAUAGCAUAUAUGUUCUCAGGAUCAGCUUCUCGGGAGUGAUCGGCAAUUCCACUGGGGGGUUUAUGAAAAUGGAUUAUGAAGAAGAUGGAAGAAACCUGUCAGUUAUCACAACUCAGAUGGAGCCUACCUAUGCAAGGACUGUUUUUCCAUGUUUUGAUGAACCCAGUUUCAAAGCUACUUUUGAUAUUCAUCUAAUUUACCUUCCUAAUUAUGUGGCACUCUCAAAUAUGCCUGCUAUUAAUACAUCACCAAUAUCAGAUGGAGAUGGAGUCAUAUGGAAAGUGACCACAUUUAAUACAACUUUAAAGAUGUCAACAUACAUUGUAGCAUGUGUAAUUUGUGAAUUUAGCCACAUUGAAAUGAUUGAGCAUGGAAAUGAGAUACGCAUUUGGGCUCGAAAAAGUGCUAUAGAAAAUGGCGAAGCUGAUUAUGCUUUAAAUAUCACAGGGGCAAUCUUAAGGCAUGUAAUGGAUUAUCUCAAUGUGAGUUACCCCCUAACAAAAACAGAGCUUGUUGCAGUUCCCGAAUUUCCUGCUAGUGGAAUGGAAAAUUGGGGACUCAUUAUUUUUCAUGAGGAUUCAUUGUUGUUCAACUACAGUUCAGAUACAAAAGAAAAAAGAAGACUCAUUUGUUCAGUCAUUACACAUGAGAUUGGACAUCAGUGGUUUGGAAAUCUAGUUACAAUGAACUGGUGGAAUCAGUUAUGGCUGAAAGAAGGUUUAUCUUCCUACAUUGAGAACACAUUCCCCCCUAAAUUGGAGACCGAAAUGUUUAUGAAGAAAUAUAAUGAUAUACCGGAUACAGUCAGACUGUUUCAUUCAGACACUUACCCUUUCUCACAUCCUCUUGUUGUUGAAGAAGAAAAUUUGAAAACAACAAAUGAAAUAAAUGAGGCUUUUGAUUCUGUAACAUACCAUAAGGGUUCUUUGCUAAUGCAGAUGGUGAUUACUUUCCUGAGUCAAAAACUGUUCCAGAAAGGGCUCACCUCUUAUCUUCAAGACUUCUCUUACACAAAUGUAAAGCAAGACGACCUGUGGCAUCAUUGGCAAAAGGCUAUAGAUAGUCAAAAUGAAGUAAAGCUGCCAGCUUCUGUCAAAACAAUAAUGGACAAAUGGACAAUGCAAACUGGGUAUCCUAUUAUUACACUUAAUACAUCAACUGGCACACUCUCUCAGGAACCAUUUGAUGCAAAACGGAGGCAUGCAACUUUAGCUAACAACACUUGGUAUGUUCCUAUUGAAUGGAUUAAAAAUGGAUCUGCUCAACCCUUGACAUGGCUUAAAAGCAAAGAAGGUACUUUCCCUGAAAUGAAGAUUACCUCCGAAAAUGACUGGAUCUUGUUAAAUGCAAAUAUUACAGGAUAUUAUAGAGUACAAUAUGAUGCAUUAAACUGGAACAGAAUUAUUAAUCAACUGAUUAAGGAUCCAGAGAUAAUUCCACUAUUUAACAGGGUAUUUCUGCUUGGGGAAGUUUUUCAUGUGCAUUCCGAAAACGUGGAUGUUGAAAUUAUACUCAAUGCAACCAAAUAUUUGGCAAAAGAAAAGGAUUUAUUUGUGUGGCAAAUGGUGCUUGUUAUUGUGGAGAAUUAUAUGGCUAAACUCCAGCCUUUCCUUCUAUAUGGGUCAUUAAAGCAACAUGUGUCAAAUAUGUUUUUACCAUUUUAUCAACACAUCAUGAACUCAAUAGGAGGAGACAUCAUGAAAGUGGAGAAGGAUUCAUUUCUUCAGGAUCAGAUGCAAAGAGUGAUGUCGGUGGCUUGUUGGCUUGGAUUUCAUGAAUGCUUACAAAUGGCAUCUAAGAUCUUUAGAGAAUGGAUAAAGAAUCCUACUAAAGAAGGACUUCCUUUAUUCAUAAGAGAAGUAAUCUUGUCCUAUGGAAUUGAAUCUGGAAGCUUUCAAGAAUGGGAGAUUAUCUGGAAUAUUUUUUUAAAGCAAAAGGACAAUAAAUCAGAUUACAGUGAUGAACUGCUUUUUGCUCUGAGCUUCAGUAAAGAACCCUGGAUUCUGAAUAGGUACCUUCAGUUAUCUCUAAAUAGUUCAAUAUUUGAAAGUCAUUCUGUAAGACAAAUAUUGAUGUGGGUCGCAGAAAACAAAAUUGGUACUCCAUUAGUAUGGGACUUUGUUCAAGAAAACUGGGAAAUAAUUAAAAGCAAAUAUAACCAAAGUGAAACUGAAUUAGCUGUGCUCAUGGGCAUUUUAGCUGAAAGGGCCACAAGCGAUUAUAAAAUUAAUGAGAUGCUGAAAUUUGUAAAUACCACUAUGAAGAUUGAUUCAUAUUCUUUAGUUGUUCUAAGAAUUAAUGACGUCAAAGAAAUGCGCAGUGAUUUUAAUACAAAAUUUCAAGCAAAAAUACAGAACUGGUUAAAAAAUAAUCUGCAUAUCCCAAUGUUUCAGUAAUUCUUAGGAAGAAGUAAACUGCAUUUUCUUUUUAAAGCAGUGAAAUAACAAUGUCAUUUUUUCACAAAUCAAUGCAAAAUAUACAAAAUAAAAUUAAAAUUUGUUGACUAAAAUGAAAUUUUUAGAAAACUGGUUUCUCUACCUGAUGCUAUUCAUGUGUAACAGUGUAAAAGAUAAGUUUGUUAUGCGUUAUACUGUUCACAUAUAGAAAAGCUUAAUUUUUAAAAUAUUGAGGACGGUUCUAUUCAAUAAGGGC